Messenger RNA from Symbiodinium natans, 12228 nucleotides. The record is from the annotation of a GenBank genome assembly. NCBI's taxonomy places the organism in Eukaryota, Dinophyceae, Suessiales, Symbiodiniaceae.
AUGUUCAAAGUCAAUGCAGUGCUUUUCUUUGGGGAAUGCUGGUUCAGCCCUUUGGCAGACAUCAGCGCUUCGAGCUCUCCCUUGCACCAGAGCCCGUCUCAAGCUGACUUUCUUCGGACGUCGUUGCGCUGCCCAUCCUCUUGGGAGCCCCUCCUGUUGGAUCUGAAGGAUGCAGAUACCUUGCUGUCCCACGGAGAGGCACCGCAAGCGCGGCAGGUUCUCAGCCGGGCUGUGAGCCGCGCCCUAGAAGAGGAUCUCGAGCUCCUUGAGCCCGUCGAGCUCCGUUCACGUGCUUUUGUCCGAGCAGCGUCCCUCCGCCGUGCGCUGGAGGAGUGUGCUGUGGGGAUGGGCACCGCCUUUCGUCUUCUAGCCAUGUCGCACUAUGGAGACCCAAAAGUACGAGAUGCAGAGACCAAGGUUCAAGUCGCUGCUCUAGAGGUCGCGUUGCGAAUGCAGCACAUAGCUUCUGGAUGGCUCAUCUAUGCCUACAAUGUCGCCCAGCACCGGGACUCCUUCAUUGACGACUCUGCGUGGCCCAUACGUUCCCAGGAAUUCGGGGAUGAGCAUCGAUCAGUUGCCGCUACCCUGCGCGCUCUACGUGCCCAGCUGCCCCAGUCGCCGAGCAGGAGCACAGAAAUGGUGAAGCCUAGCAUCCGAGUUCAUGGAUUGUCGCUGUGCAUAGUCACAAUCUGCGACUAUCCAGAUGGCGUGCUGCUCCCGCGCCUUGCAGCAUCGGUCCAUGGAAUGUACGCUCAUCGGCACGGAUACGGCUACAUUCAUCAUCGACGUCCUCCUGCCUGGGGCAAGGUGGAAGCAUUGCGGGAGGCAAUGGGAGAUGAUCGCUGGGACUGGGUUGUCUGGAUUGAUUGCGACCUGUACUUCAUGGACUUGGAACGAACACUGGACUCACUUCUUCUAACGUAUGCUAGGGCAUCGGAGGAAGCCACGCCUCUAGCGAUCGACGACUCGGUGCACUUGCUGGUCACCGAAGAUGCGCAGUCCCUCAAUACGGCAAUUUUUCUGAUGAGACAGUCGGACUGGAACUCCUACCAUCCGAUUUCUUCUCGCCUGGUGGGUGAGACCUGGGCGCCAGGCAAGUUCGUGCUGUCCUUCAAUGGCGCGACUCGUUCUCAUGUGAAGUCCUUGUCGGGCCCCAACGUUGCAGACGUGCUUCACGUGACUGGGAUGGGCAUGGCUCGGUUCUGUUGGAUUUGCACAGGGCACCUGAGUGCGUUUCUUGCAUUUCAGGCGAACUAUUACGACUUGUUUUGCCAGCUGAACUCUGUGCAACGUCUAUGCAAAGACCUGGCCUUAGCAUGGCGUAUGUGGGACGUGCUGAGCGAUGACGCGGCAGCCGCUUCCAUGACUCCAUGGUUGGACCGGUUGGACCGUUGGACCGGAGGGGCCGACUCGCGGAAAACAGCCUGCGCACUUCCAGCUCUUCAGGACUACCUGGCGCUUUUCGCUUCGUACGAGGACCUCCUGCAGCUGGAGCCGGCGGAGUUUGUCCAAGCUAAGGCUGAUGCAGACAUCUCUACGGCAGAAGCAAAGAACUGCAUCCUGGAGCAAGUGCAGAAGGAGCACGAGAUCCUGGAGUCCAUCCCGGAGUCCAUUGUGGUCGGUCUUUUCGAGGUGUCCUGCAACGAGAUUCGGAAGACGCUUGCUGGCAAGCACCGGAAGAUCCAAGAGCUGCUGCUGGACAUGAUGAUGACCAAGUUCAGGGAUGGAACACAGGAGAUUACAGACGCCUACGCUGGGGUGUUUUCGCAGCUGCGCAAGUCGCCGAAGGACAUCGAAGAAGUGACGGCCAUGCGGGAGUACAUUGCAACAAUCCCUGCCGAAAUCCUGAAGAUGGCCCCAGACACGAAGAGGUGCCUGGACACGUACGGCGUCCUUGAAGAGUUCGGUGUACAGCUCACCGCUGAUGACUUCUACCAACGUUGGCGUGUCUUUGGCUGCCCGAAGUCUACAUAUGACCUGGUGGCCAAAGUCGAGGAAGACAUUCGAGAGUUGGAGGCAUCCUUUGCUGCAGCCCAGCAGCAAGAGCAGUCGGACUUUGAUGAUAUGAUCGUGGACAUGGCAAACACCAUUGAGAAUUUCGCUCAGUACAAUGACUUCGAGAAGCUCGACGAGAUCUACGAGAAUGUGGAGAGCGUCAAUGAGCGGUUGAAAUCUGCCGCGACCCAAGCCAAGCUUUUCAACUCGCGCGAGCUUCUCUUUGGGAAAGAGGCCACUGACUACGGCAUGAUCGCACAACUAACCAAAGAGUGGGAGCCGUUCUCGCAGCUCUGGGUCACUGCCUACAAUUGGACAUAUGACUCGAAGAAGUGGCUGACAGGUCCCUUCCAGGCGGUGGAUGCCAAGUCGUGCGAGUCCAGCGUUAUGGCCGGUACGAAGACGCUCUUCAAGGCCGUGCGAGCCUUUGAAAAGCGCGAAGGCUGUGACGAGGUCUUGGGGAUUGCGCGUCACAUCAAGGAAGCGAUCGAUGCCUUCGUUCCCAAAGUUCCAAUUGUGGUCGGCCUCCGGAAUCCUGGCAUGGCCGAACGCCACUGGCAGCAGGUGUCCAACCUCGUCGGCAGCGAAGUCAAUCCAAGCAUGGAGAACUUCACCCUGGAGAAGUUUGAGGAGCUGGGCAUGGUCGAGCAUGCUGCGGCCAUUGCGGACAUCGGCGAUCGUGCUGGCAAGGAGCAGAACAUUGAGAACCAGCUGAAAAACAUGCAGGCGGCCUGGGAUAAGGUCUUCUUCGACUGCAGUGAGCCGUAUCGGACGACAGGAACCUACAUCCUCAAGGGGGCUGACGAGGUCAUGGCUGUCCUGGAUGAGCAGAUCGUGGUGACACAGGCUAUGCAGUUUUCCCCUUUCAACAAGCCGUUCAAGGAGGACAUUGACGAGUGGAACGACAAGCUGAUGUAUGUGUCAGAGUGCUUGGAUCAGUGGCUGAAAGUGCAACGUGCCUGGAUGUACCUGCAGCCUAUCUUUGAUUCGCCUGACAUCAUGAAGCAGCUGCCAACAGAGGGCAAGAAGUUCAAAGUUGUGGACGGAAAGUGGCGGCAGACAAUGAGCCGGGUUCACAGCAAUGGCCACGCCUUGACCCAGUGCACACAGGAAGGCCUGCUCACGCAGUGGCAGACAGUGAACCGAGACUUGGACAUCGUCCAGAAGGGCUUGGACGACUAUCUUGCCACAAAGUGUGCAGCCUUUGCACGCUUCUAUUUCCUGUCCAACGAUGAGCUGCUGGAGAUUCUGUCCCAGACCAAGGACCCAUUGAGAGUGCAGCCCUUCCUCUCCAAAGUCUUCGAGGCGAUGAAGAAGCUCACUUUCACAGAUCAGCUCGUCGCGACCCAAAUGCACUCCAAGGAGGGAGAGAUCAUUGACUUCGUCAACCCAGUGGUGACAAAAGACAAGAAUGUCGAGACGUGGAUGACUGAAGUGGAGAAUGAGAUGAUCGCGGGAGUGCGGAAUGUGUGUCGCAUUGGCGUCGAGUCAUACCCGGAGAUGCCACGGACGGAAUGGGUCUUGCAGAAUCCAGGACAGGUUUGCUUGAACUCCAGCCAGGUGCACUGGACGGCAGAGGUGGAGGAAGCAAUCAAAGGCGGGACGGUUGCAGAGUACUUCACGCGGUUGAGCGAACAAUUGCUGGACUUGGUACGGCUCGUUCGCGGUGACAUCACGAAGCUGCAGAGGAUGAGCAUUGGCGCACUAGUGGUCAUUGACGUGCACGCGAAGGACACAGUGGAAAAGCUUGCAAAGGAGAAGAUUGACGAUUGCAUGUCCUUCGAGUGGAUUUCACAGCUGCGCUAUUACUGGGAGAUGGACGAUCGCAACUCCGAGAAUAUGUGGGUCCGCAUGGUGCAGACGCCAUUUCCUUAUGGCUACGAGUACUUGGGAAACUCCUUCCGGCUGGUGAUCACUCCCCUCACCGACAUGUGCUACAUGACUUUAAUGGGCGCCCAGAGCCUGAAUUUGGGAGGUGCCCCUGCAGGACCUGCCGGAACUGGCAAGACGGAGACAACAAAGGAUCUAGCGAAAGCAUUGGCCAAACAGUGUGUCGUCUUCAACUGCUCCCCCGAAAUGGAUUACCUCAUGGUUGGCAAGUUCUUCAAGGGCUUGGCAUCCAGCGGUGCCUGGUGCUGCUUCGACGAGUUCAACCGCAUCUAUAUCGAGGUGCUGAGCGUCAUUGCACAACAGCUCCUUCAGCUUUUCAGUGCAAAGCGAGAGCUAACCUCCUACAAUGACUCUGUUGAGCUGGAGUUUGACUCCACUUUGAUCAUGAUGCGCCCCACGUUCAAUGUCUUCAUCACCAUGAACCCCGGAUAUGCAGGGCGAAGUGAGCUUCCCGACAACUUGGCGGCCUUGUUUCGCCCGAUGGCCAUGAUGGUUCCUGACUAUGCCAUGAUCGGUGAAAUCAGCUUCUAUGCUUUUGGCUUCGAGAAGGGGCGACAUUUGGCCAAGAAGAUGGUCACAACGUUCCAACUCUGCAGCGAGCAGCUUUCAGCACAAAGCCACUACGACUAUGGCAUGCGAGCCGUCAAAACUGUCAUUGAAGCUGCUGGCCUGAACAAGCGGAAGUAUCCAGACCAGAGCGAAGGCCAAAUCCUUCUCCGAGCGCUGCAAGACGUCAAUGUGCCCAAAUUCUUGAAAGAUGACCUGCCUCUAUUCUACAACAUCAUCUCAGAUCUUUUCCCAGGUGUGGAAAAGCCUGCAAUUGAUUACGGGAAGCUUGACGAGAUGGCCAGGGAGAAGUCCAAGCAGACCAACUUGCAGCCCACCGACUACUUCAUCAAGAAGCAGUUUGAGCUCUUUGACAUGAUCCAGGUUCGACAUGGCAUGAUGCUGGUUGGGCCAACCGGUGGUGGCAAGACUUGCUGCUAUCGCACACUGCAGGCAGCUUGCACAGCUUUGGUUGAUCCGAAGGAUGGGGAGUCCCCUUUCCAGAAGACGCACGUGCACGUGCUCAACCCCAAGGCAAUUACGCAGAACCAGCUCUAUGGGGCAUUUGACGAGGUGACCCGAGAGUGGUCAGACGGAGUGGCUGCGGAGCUUAUCCGCAACGCCACGCGCGACAACCACAAUCCGGACCAUCACUGGGUUAUGUUUGACGGGCCUGUGGAUGCCUUGUGGAUCGAGAGCAUGAACACUGUCUUGGACGACAACAAGAAGCUCUGCCUUGUAAGCGGCGAAAUUAUUGCAUUGACCGCCAAAAUGCGGAUGCAGUUCGAGGUGGAGGAUCUGGAAGUGGCAUCGCCAGCAACCGUGUCUCGCUGUGGGAUGAUCUACAUGGAGCCCGAAAGUCUCGGCUAUCAGCCUUUCUUCGAUUCAUGGCUCGAGGCCUUGCCUGAGACGUUUUCCUUCAAGCCAAUCCUCGCGCAGACACUGCGAAGGUUGCUUGAGGAAGUGGUGCCUCCUUGCAUUGCCUAUGUGAACAAGAAGACCGUGCGAUGUGUCACGACCACAGACAACAACUCAAUCCAGGCUUUGUUCAGGCUCAUGGAUUGCUAUUUCGUCAAUUUCCAGCCGACCGAGCUGAAGCCUGCGGCAUCGUUCAAAGAUGCCAUUGCAGAGCCGCUCGCCUGCAUUGGCUGCUAUUUCUCGCUUUGCUACCAAUUUCAGUUCCUGUAUCACGUGCCUAACUUGGUCCCGCUCUUCUUCUUCUGCCUGAUCUGGUCCAUCGGAGCCACAUGCGAUGCCAAGAGCCGCAAGGGCUUCAGCGACUUGGUCGGUGGCCUACAAUGGCUGGCUGUCUGGGCCACUGUGAGUGAAGACUUGCGGCCACCGGUCCUCGAGGAGCUGGAGAAAGCUUUCCUCUCCGCUCCGCCAGUGCAGCCAGACGCACAGUUGCCUGGCAUCGAGCCGGGUGACAUGCUUUACGAUUACUUCUUCGACCAGGAAAAGAGGGAGUUCGUACCUUGGAUGACCACUAUCCCCAAGUUCGAGGUCCCUCGUGGAGCCAAGUACGAAGAGAUUGUGGUACCUUCUGUCGACUCGGUUCGUUUGGUCUACCUUUUCCAACUCCUGGUGCUCAACGACAAGCAUGUUCUUUGUCCUGGGCCCACUGGCACCGGAAAGAGUGUCAACAUCUCGCUGUGGCUUCAGAAGCAGGCGCCCGAAAAUUAUCAAGGUGUCUUCAUUAACUUCUCAGCCCAAACGCAUGUAAACCAGCUGCAAGACCUGAUCGACUCAAAGCUCGAAAAGCGGCGACGUGGCGUGUACGGCCCUCCUGCAGGGAAGAAGAUGGUUGGUGCUGUUCAUCGAUGCCAGUGCCCCGGCAUGCCGUGCGAGGGCACCAGCAAAACGGCGAUGUUGGCUGAGUCUUGCCGUGGUGUGGAGUGGCGUGUGAAGGAGUAUUACGGUGCACAGCCCCCGAUCGAGCUCAUCCGGCAGUGGCAUGAUCAUGGAGGUUGGUACAACCGCAAGGAGCUGGUCAAGCACAGGUUCAACAUCAUCGAUGUUGUCAUGGUUUCGGCCAUGGGACCUCCGGGAGGUGGACGAACAUUCAUUACUGAGCGAUUGAAGCGACACUACAGCACGACGGCGUACUCUGACCUGUCGGAUGUCUCCAUCAAGCACAUCUUCGAUGUGAUUUCGAAGUAUUUUUUCGCAGUCUAUGAUGAAAGUGUGCAGAAGCUUGUCCCGACCAUGAUCGGGUGCACCAUCGGAGUGUUCAAGCAGGCGCUGAACGACCUGCUACCAACGCCCGCGAAGUCUCACUACCUCUUCAACCUGCGCGACAUCUGGAAGGUUUUCCUGGGCCUCUGCAGCCUCAGCCAAAAGAAGUCGAACAACCCCCUGACCGUGACUCGGUGCUGGGCUCAUGAGAUCCAGCGAGUUUUCGGCGACCGACUCACCGACAAUCAAGACCUGCAGUGGAUGAAAACGCAGGUUGAGACUGCAGUGGGCCAGGAUCUGGGGCAGAAGCUCGAAGACGUCUUCAACAAGGAGCGCCUCAUCUUUGCUUCUUUCCUUACGCAGGAGGUAGAGAAUCGAACAUACGACGAGAUCACGGACAUGCAGGCCAUGAAGCAGGCAAUUGAGGAAUAUCUGGAAGACUACAACCAGGUUUUCUCGAUCACGAUGCCCUUGGUGAUGUUUCUGGAUGCCUGCGAACACUGCGCACGCAUUUGCCGUGUCUUGAGCCAGCCCAACGGAAACGUCUUGUUGUUGGGGGUUGGUGGGAGUGGCAGGCAGAGCCUUACUCGCCUGUCUGCUUACAUGAACGAGGCCGACUGCUUCCAGAUUGAAGUGGCAAAAGGCUACGGGAUGACGGAGUUCAAAGAUGACGUCAAGAAGUGUCUCAUGAAAUGUGGUGUGGAGGACAAGGUGCAGAUCUUCUUGUUCUGCGACACACAGAUUGUCAAGGAGGAUUUCGUGGAGGCCAUCAACAAUGUCCUGAACAGCGGUGAUGUGCCAAACCUUUAUGCCAAUGAAGACUUCGAAGCCAUCUCCUCUUCCUGUCGGCAGCUAUGUCAGUCCAUGGGCAUGCAGCCCACGAAGGCAAACCUCUUCAGCGCCUAUUUAAGUCGGGUGAAGAAGAAUGUCCAUGUCACUCUGGCUUUCUCUCCCGUGGGCGACAGCUUCAGGAACCGCUUACGAAGCUUCCCAUCGCUGGUCAACUGCUGCACCAUUGAUUGGUUCCAUGAGUGGCCAGCCGAAGCCCUCUACUCUGUGGCCAAGCAGCAGAUUGCUGGCCAAAGCGUGGAGUUGCCGAACCUCGAGGGCUCGCUCAAGAUGUUUCAGACGAUCCAUCAAAGUGUAGAGGCCUCUUCCAAGAGCUUCUUGAAAGCCACCAAUCGAUAUGUCUACGUCACGCCGACGUCUUUUCUGGAGUUGCUGAACAGCUUCGUCGGCAUUCUCGCGGACAAGCGCAAACAGGUCGGCACGCUACAGCACAGAUACAGUGUUGGCUUGGGCAAGAUCGGCGAUGCAGAGGAGCAGGUCGCAGGGCUACAGCAGAUGCUGGUCGAAAAGAAGCCUGUGCUGGAGAAGACGCAGAAGGAAGUGAGCGAGAUGAUGGUGGUGAUCACGAAGGACAAGGGCGAGGCAGAAGAAGUGAGCCAGGCUGUGGCCGCCGAGGAGGCCUCUGCAGCUGUCAAAGCAGAGGAGACACAAGCAAUCAAGGAUGAUGCUCAGCGAGACUUGGAUGAAGCGCUGCCUGCCCUGGACCAAGCGGUGGAGUGCUUGAGGAAGUUGAAGAAGGAGCACAUCCAGGAAGUGAAGGCACUUGCAAAUCCACCUGCAGGCGUCCGACUUGCAUGCGAAGGCGUGUGCAUCAUGUUUCAGCUGAAGCCUGUGAAGAAGCCGGACCCCAACAACCCAUCAAAGAAGAUUGAGGACUAUUGGGAAACGUCGCAGAAGCAGGUGCUCGUGGAUGCCAAGAAGCUCCUGGAAGACCUCAUGGAUUUUGACAAGGACAACAUCCCUGACAAGGUCAUUCAGACCAUCGGACCCUACAUUGACAGAGAAGACUUUGACCCCGCUGCCAUCAAAAAGGCAUCCAUCGCCUGUGAGGCCUUAUGCUUGUGGGUCCGAGCGAUGUACAAGUACCACUUUGUGGCCAAAGCUGUUGAGCCGAAGCGGCAGCUCUUGAAGCAGGCAGAGUCAGAACUGGCAGAAUGUCAGGAGAAGCUGGACGCCGCCCAGUCCAAGCUUCGACAAGUGCAGAACAAAAUUGCUGCGCUGGAGGCGGAUUUCAAUGCAGCAGUCGAGAAGCAAAAGGAGCUCCAAGACGACAUGAACCUCUGUGAGGUCAAGCUGCAGCGGGCGCACAAGUUGAUAGGCGGCCUGGGAGGGGAGAAAGCACGAUGGGGCCAGAAUGUCAAGGAUCUUAACGCGCAGCUUGGACUCCUGCCCGGCGAUUGCAUCGUGGCUGCCGGUAUGGUCUCCUACGCCGGACCGUUCACGUCGCAAGUCCGAAGCGACUGCGAAGAACUCUGGAGAAACGAGUUGGCCGAGCUGGAAAUGGCCCACACAAAAGGAUGCAGCAUGUCGACGGUGCUUGGAGAUCCAGUGAAGAUCCAGCAAUGGGUGGUAUGCUCCUUGCCCAAUGAUCAGCUCUCUGUCGAGAAUGGAAUCAUCAUCGACCGCGCGAGGCGCUGGCCCCUCAUGAUCGACCCACAGCGCCAGGCCAACAAGUACAUCAAGAACAUGGGCAAGGACACCGAAACCGGAAUCGAUGUUUGCAAGCUCAGUGAGAAAAACUUCUUGCGAACGUUGGAGCUUGGCAUCCAAUUUGGCAAGUGGAUCUUGCUCGAGAACAUUGGCAUCAACCUCGACCCCGCUUUGGAGCCCGUGCUCGGCCAGCAGAAGGUGAAGGAUGGCACUGGCUAUGUAAUCAAGCUCGGCGACAAGUCUGUCACAUAUACAGAGACCUUCAAGUUCUUCAUGACGACCACAUUGCCGAAUCCACACUACUCGCCAGAGACCUCCGUCAAGGUGACAUUGCUGAACUUUGCCAUCACGCCCAGUGGGCUGGAGGAUCAGAUGUUGGGGAUUGUGGUGGCGAAAGAGCGUCCUGACCUUGAAGAAGAGAAGAACAAUCUAGUGGUGCAGAACGCAAAGAACAACAAGAUCUUGAAAGACAUUGAGGAUGAUAUCCUCCGCCUCCUGGCUACGAGCGAGGGCGAUGUUUUGGAGGAUGACACUCUGGUUGACAAGGUGACAGAUUCGAAAGCCGUUUCAGAUGACAUCAACGAGAAGAAAAAGGUGGCAGAGGUGACGGAAAAGAACAUCGACGCGGCACGUGAGAGCUAUCGACCUGUGGCAUUCAGAACUGCAGUGCUUUUCUUCUGCAUCGUGGAGCUCACAAAUAUUGACCCCAUGUACCAGUACAGCCUGCAGUGGUUCCAGAAGCUUUUCACGAUUGCUAUCGACACAUCACCGAAAUCCGAGGACUUUGACGAGCGCCUGGGGAUAUUGAAGAGCUUCUUCACGGAGGCUUUGUACCAGUCAAUCUGCCGCGGCCUCUUCGAGAAGGAUAAGACCCUGUUUUCCUUCGCGCUUUGCACCAGCAUUCUGCGUGGUGACAAGCUCUUGGACGAUGCAGAGCUACGAUUCUUGCUGGUCGGCCCGACCGCAGAUCUGGUGGAGAAGGGGCCGCCGAUUCCAGACGAGUGGGUAGGCAAACCGCGGUGGAACGAAAUCCUGACAUUGUCAGGCCUUCCAGCAUUUGCGGGCUUCUCGGACUACUUUGCUUCGCACGUGUCGGACUUCAAGCGGCUGUAUGACUCCGUAGAAGCUGACAAAGAGCCUAUUCCUGGGGAGUGGGAUGCCAAGCUCACUCCUAUGCAGAAAAUGUGCUUCAUCAGGGCCAUGCGGACUGACUGCCUCAAGGCAUCGGUGAUCACGUUCAUCUCGCAACAGAUUGGGCACGCAUUUGUGGAGCCACCCACUUUUGACAUCAGCAAGUCCUUCGCCGACUCGGUGAACACGACGCCAUUGAUCUUCAUCCUGUCGCCAGGAACGGAUCCAGUCUCAGACGUCAUUGCCUUCGCUGACAAGCUGGGUAUGCUUAAGCGAUUUGAAUCGAUUUCCCUGGGGCAAGGACAAGGGCCCAAGGCCAUGAAGCUGAUUGAAAACGCACAGGGCAGUGGCGGCUGGGUUUUGCUGUCGAACUGCCACUUGAUGGAGUCUUGGAUGCCUACCUUGGAGGCUGUUGUGGAACAGUUCAACCCUGACAACAUGCAGACCAGUUUCCGCCUUUGGCUCACAUCCAUGCCGGCGAAAUCCUUCCCAGUUCAAGUGUUACAGAAUGGAGUCAAGAUGACCAAUGAGCCGCCCUCCGGGCUUCGGGCGAACCUGCUUCGCUCUUACUCUGCACUCUCGGACGAUCUCUUCAAGGAGUCUAACAAGCCGGAGAUCUUCAAGACGCUGCUCUUCGGAUUUUGCUUCUUCCAUGCUGUGGUCCAGGACAGGCGCAAGUUCGGGCCGAUUGGCUGGAACAUUGCCUACGGAUUCACGCCAGAAGAUCUUCAAGUAUGCAGGCAGCAGCUUAUGCUCUUUGUGAACCAGUACGAGCAAGUGCCAUACAAGGUGUUGAAUUUCCUCGGGGCGAAAAUCAACUACGGCGGCCGUGUCACGGAUGACAAAGACAAACUGUUGAUCUCGACGAUCCUUCAAACAUUCAUUUGUCCAGAGUCUGUGGGGCAGAGGGAUGGCUACAAGUAUUCAACAAGUGGACUCUACUACGCCCCGGCAGCAGAAACCAUGGAAGAGUUUGUCACUUACAUCAAAGGUUUGCCACUCUACCCCAUGCCCGAAGCCUUUGGCCUACACGAGAACUGCAACAUCACCUGCGCCCAAGACGAAGCCUUGAAGCUUCUGACAGGAAUGCAGAGCAUGGUCUCGUUAAGCUCUGGCGGUGGCGAUGGCGGCUCUGCAGACUCGGUCAUGGACGACACUGCAGCAUCGAUCCAGGAUCGGCUGCCGACGCCAUUUCCUUUGGAUGUCUGUGAGACGAAGUUUCCGACACUGUACGAGGAGUCCAUGAACACGGUGGUCAAACAAGAGUGCCUUCGAUACAACAAGUUGCUUUGGGCGAUGACGAGCUCUCUCAAAGACUUCCGCAAGGCUAUCAAAGGACUCAUCGUGAUGACAGCCGAGCUUGAAGCGGCAGGCAAGUCUUUGUUUGUCAACGAGGUUCCGGAGAUGUGGUCAAGUAAGGGCCCUCUGUCCCUGAAGCCACUGAGCAGCUGGUACCUGGACAUUCUUGCCCGCGUUGGGUUCUUCCAGAUGUGGUUCGAUCUGGGUCAUGCGCCGCCCGUCUUCUGGAUCAGUGGAAUCUUCUUCCCACAAGCAUUUUUCACAGGGGCCAUGCAAAACUUUGCCCGGAAAUAUGGGGAGGAGAUUGACCUUCUCUCUUUCAGCCAACAAACCAUGGAUCACAUCAGCGAUGCCCCGGCGCAGUUGACGAAACCUCCCGAUGAUGGAGUCUAUGUGUACGGCAUCUUCUUAGAAGGUGCGCGUUUCGACAACACGACCCAUCAACUGGAGGAGUCGCGGCCGAAGGAGCUGUUCACCGACCUGCCUCCGCUGCAGUUCCUGCCUGUGAAGAAUCGAGUUCCCGAUGUCGCAGACUACAGAUGCCCGUGCUACAAGGUGGUGUCGCGAAAGGGCACUCUUCUGACAACAGGCCACUCGACCAACUUCGUGCUGUAUAUCGAGGUGAAGACGGACCAGGUCGUGGACAAAUGGAUUAAGGCAGGUGUGGCUGCCUUCCUGGCACUGAAGUACUGA